Messenger RNA from Phragmites australis (common reed), 1352 nucleotides. Its product is annotated as glycine-rich RNA-binding protein 7-like. The coding region runs from base 158 to 1102 and encodes 314 amino acids. Lineage: Eukaryota; Viridiplantae; Streptophyta; Magnoliopsida; Poales; Poaceae. The record is from RefSeq and is a predicted model, not a curated record. The transcript is spliced from 5 exons. Gene Ontology annotation, molecular function: RNA binding.
UUAAGCAGGGAAAAAAAAUCCUAAACCCCAACCUUCUUCCCUCGUCGCAGACCUGCCGCUCUAGGGUUUUUUUGGCUCCUCACCUCGCCCCGCUUGAAUCCCCUCCGCCGUCGUCUCCCGGAACUCCGCCGCCGCCUCUCCCUGGGAAUUUCGGGAGAUGGCGUUCUUGCAGAAGGUUGGGAAUCUUGUCAAGCGAUCCACGGGUACCAGCUCGUCGCUGUACCAGGCGGUGCGAUGCAUGUCCUCUUCGAAGCUCUUCAUAGGAGGCAUCUCGUACGGCACGGAUGAGCAGAGCCUGAGGGAAGCGUUUGCUAACUAUGGCCAAGUCAUUGAAGCUAGGGUGAUUAUGGACCGAGAAACCGGAAGAUCAAGGGGGUUUGGUUUUGUAACAUACACAUCCACGGAGGAGGCAGCUGCUGCCAUUACCGGCAUGGACGGGAAGGAUCUGCAGGGUCGAAUGGUGAGGGUGAGUUAUGCUCAUGAUCGUGGUAGCCGUGUUGGUGGUUUUGGUGGUGGUGGUGGCGAUUAUGGCGGUGGCUACGGUGGUGGUGGAGGAUAUGGUGGUGGUGGAGGUUCAUAUGGUGGCGGUGGAGGCUAUAGUGGUGAUGGUAGUUAUGGUGGAGGUCCAUAUGGCGGCGGCGGUGGCUAUGGCGGAGGCGGUGGUGGUGGAUACAAUGAAGGUGGUAAUAUUGGUUCAGGGUACAACACUGGUGGGAGUUAUGGUGUUUCGGAAGGUGGGCGAGGUGGUUAUGGUGGUGGUGCUGGUUACACAGCUGGCUCUGGUGGAUAUAAUGCUACUCCUGGUAAUUACAGCAGUGGCAGCUUCAAUCAAGGGGGUGGUGCACCUGGUGCAUAUGGAGGUGGGAACUAUGACGCAAGCAAUAGCAGCUACACAAACAGUGCCUCUGACAAUGUAUCUGCUGGUAAACUGGAUGACUUGUUAAGUGAUCUCAAAGUUGACAGUGCUGGUGAUGCCAAGGCUGAGGGUGAGGAUCUUGACUUUGUUGAUGAGGACGUGAAAGGAGAAGGUCAAGAUGACUUUGUUCAGGAUGAUUUCAAGGAUGAAGCUGAGCCCGAUGACUAUGCCAACAAAAGAAGUUAAACUCAGUCCCAAGCAAAGAUGAAAUCGACCAACUGGUAAUGGUCUGUGCUUUCAAUGAUCAUGCUAUGUUGGUAAAAACUGCAGUGAGAACGAUCUCCGGUAUGCAAAUAAUUCUAGAGUUUCUUGUCAUUAGAUAUUUUUGGCUUCUUGUGUUUGGUAUGCUGGACAAUGCUGAACUCCUUGUAUGUCAUGAAAUGUUUGGAAUGGGAACUCAUGAAUGGAACAUAAGGAAAUUGCGCUUUGUAGCUUA